UCGCUUUUACGCGGGAAGCGAACAAAAGGAGUGAUUAUACAUUUUUACGUAGUUCAGUUUCAGAGUUUACCUUUUCGCCGGAUAUCUAAAUUAAUAUCAAAAUCUUUUCGCAAUCUUAUAACUGACUUAGCUUUAAGAAGGAAGGAGUCGUUGGAUCCAUGUGCUUUCAGUGGAAAUUCCUCAUGUUGUGUUUGGGGUGAAAUGUAGGCUCUCUGUUGGGUCUCAGAAGUGCAUCAUUCUUGUUUCCCCGUGUUAAUUUAUCAUGGAGACUCCUCCGCAUCAGAAUUAUGAUGCCCUUCUCAAUGGUCGGCGAACUACGAGGAGUGCGUUAGCUGAAAUCCCUGCAAGAUUAGGAAUGUUAACUGUCGCUGAAAACCAUCACCAGACUACCCCCAUUGGACGUUACCACCACCCCCAUAAUAAUAACAACAACAACACGCACAACACAAUGAAUACUGCUCCUCAGCAGCUCCUGAUUGACAUCAACCUACCAUCAUCCUAUUUGUCACCCACACCGUCGCCAGAUGAAUUAGUAAUUCAACAACGAGGCCGGCGAAGGAUGCCAGUCCAAUGGAGCCCCGACGUUGACUCUCACAAAGCGGAGACCACCAAGACGACACCAGUAAAGCAGAGCCCAACGCGGCAAACAUCAAUUGUCCUCAGGAGCACUCCUCGCAAAAGGCUACUUUUAAACGAUCCAAUGGAAGUUUCUUUAUCACCAGACAAGCGUAAAAAGGAUUCUCCAUCAGCUAAAAAAUUCCGUUUAGAUAGACCAGCCACUCCACAAAUGCCAGAAGGAUCAAUUGGUAAUACUUUGAAGGGUCUUUCACCUGAACAACUCAUCGGCGUUAUCGAAACAUUGAUCCAGAAGCAUCCUACUCUAGAAUCUGAAGUGAGAGAAAUAUUACCAGUUCCAGACCUGAAACCAUUAGAAGAUAAACUAUCUUACCUAAAGAAAAACAUUUUUAAAUCACUACCCACCAACCGGCUCACAUCAAAAACAGAUUCACCUGCAUACAACCGAGCUGCCACACACGUAACCGCUUUCAAAAAAACUGUGGUGGAACAGGGUAGACAUCUUGUAGAGAGUCAGCACUGGGGCAGCGUGAUAGAUUAUGUCAUAAUAGCAUGGCACCAAACAAAAGCAACUCCUCUUUGGGAUAAUCCGCCCCAUAACACACCUCGCAGACAAUGCUUCAAGUCACUAGCACUACAGUGUAUGACGGCUAUAAAAUCUGCCAACUUUUCCCCUGAGCAGUGUGAUCUCAUCUAUGACAAGUUAAGUCCACUAGUAUCUGAUAGCGAAGACAUGCAGGCUUGUUUGAAGCAACUGGAAACUCAACGGCAGAAAUGGUAACGACCCGGAAAACCGCUGGCGGCAAGCGGGUGAACAAAUACCUCAUUACCGGUUUUUUAUUUUUAUUUAUUUUUUUUAAUUAUUAACGUUAAUUUAUUCAAAUUGAUUGAAAUAAGAUUUGUUGACUGAAUACAUAGGCUCAUCAAUUUGUUUUCUAAGACUGAUAGCAUCAUUUUCAGUGCUAUUCUAUUUUUAUUUAGAAUUUUAAUGUGGAUGUACUUGUAUUACAAAGCAAUCAAGUUUUCUGAGGAAGGAAGUUCGGUGGAUUACUGGCGCAGCUGUAAAUUCUCUUGCUGGCAAGGAGCUUGCCAGUAAUUGCCUGUGAGUGUGUGAAUUUCGGUACCAUGUAACUGAACCAUCUUAUUUUUACUGCAAAAUGCAUAAAAAUUCUGCGUAGUUAUGCAGUUCAGGUUCCAUCAGUGCAUCAAUAAUUAUCCUCUACACAUGUCAGCACCAAGGCAAGAUUUUGUUAAAUUCUCAUCAUUCGUGUCUCUCGUAAUGAGUUCACUUGAGUAGGUUGUCAUCUAUGCUUAAAUUUGCCUUUUAACUUCCAGUAACUUCUAAACACCUAAACCCUGUAACAAACAUGUAAAAUGUAUGAAACUAUGCCAAUGUCCUAUGACCUUGGAAUGUUACUGCUUUCUUCCAGUCUCAAUGAGUUAUGUACUAAUUUUUCUUGACCGUACGUUCAAAAUACGUAAGAUACUUUUACCCUUUUUUUCUCUUGAGCCUCUAUGUUUCACUCGCCAGGUAAUUAAAAUGCAAAAAUGUUUGGAGCAUCAUUUCCAAAAUUUUAUUAGAUAUUAAAGUGUGCAUCAUCAACAAGACUGAGACUAUCAUUCCAAAAAAAAAAAAAAAAAAGAAAAUACCAAAUAAAAAAGUGAAGCCCAGAGAGAAUGUUUGUCUCUACGUAGUAUCAAUUUCUUGACACCAGAAGAUUGCUAAUCUUAUAUGAUAGAAGCUAUUGGCCUAAUUUUUUUUUUAGCGCUUCGUUAUUAAUUCUUUUUAAUAUUACUCUUCUUAAGUUACUCAUUACUCAAAACCAACGUAACUCUGCACUUAAAGAGUGGGGAAAAUCUAGGUGUGGGUUCCCAAUCACACAAUUUUUGCUCUCAUUCUGUGUGAAAAAUAUUUUUGAAGUAAAACAACGGUAGAUGCUACCUUAUUCAACCUGAAUGUGUGCUGACUUGGCUCAAAAUUUUUUUACCCAGAGCCGUAAA
This is a messenger RNA of Bemisia tabaci, 2577 nucleotides long. RefSeq lists its product as uncharacterized. NCBI's taxonomy places the organism in Eukaryota, Metazoa, Arthropoda, Insecta, Hemiptera, Aleyrodidae. Gene Ontology annotation, biological process: proteasome localization; nuclear protein quality control by the ubiquitin-proteasome system. Gene Ontology annotation, molecular function: proteasome binding. The record is from RefSeq and is a predicted model, not a curated record. Gene Ontology annotation, cellular component: nuclear membrane; nucleus.